Fulvia fulva is the source of this 516-nucleotide messenger RNA. RefSeq lists its product as uncharacterized. The transcript has a single exon. Lineage: Eukaryota; Fungi; Ascomycota; Dothideomycetes; Mycosphaerellales; Mycosphaerellaceae. Gene Ontology annotation, biological process: transmembrane transport. Gene Ontology annotation, molecular function: transmembrane transporter activity. The record is from RefSeq and is a predicted model, not a curated record. Bases 1 to 516 code for a protein of 171 amino acids.
AUGAAGUUUCGUUCUCUCCGAGACCUGGACAACACCGGAGACACUGUCCUCCUGCGCGACACGUCAAACGAUGGCCUUCUCAUCCUCCACCCAACACCCAACUCACACGACCCCGACGAUCCUCUCAGAUGGCCGAAAUGGCAAAAGUACAUCUGCUUCUUCAGCGUGUGCAGCUUCGCCUUCCUGACCAACUACGCCAUUGGAGGCCUCGCACCGGCCUUCUACCCUCUCAGCAUCGAGUUCGACAAGACGAUGACCCAGACCAGCGAACUACUGAUUUGGCCAAUCCUGAUCUCAGGGGUCUUCAACUUCCUCUGGGUACCUCUCGCUCUAUACAUCGGCAAAAGACCCGUCUUUGUCUUCUCAACACUGCUUCUCGCGGUGGCCUACUUGUGGGGAGCGCUGGCCAAAUCGUUCGAGAGUCUCCUCUUGGUCCAACAUCAUCGCCGCCUUCGCGGGAUCCGCAAGCGAAGCUCUUUCAGCAUCGAUCGUGAACGAUGUCUUCUUCCUGCAUGA